Ascochyta rabiei is the source of this 1476-nucleotide messenger RNA. RefSeq names its product Mannan endo-1,4-beta-mannosidase. Bases 1 to 1476 code for a protein of 491 amino acids. Gene Ontology annotation, molecular function: hydrolase activity, hydrolyzing O-glycosyl compounds. The record is from RefSeq and is a predicted model, not a curated record. NCBI's taxonomy places the organism in Eukaryota, Fungi, Ascomycota, Dothideomycetes, Pleosporales, Didymellaceae. The transcript has 2 exons.
AUGAGGACAACCGCUUCUCAGUUGCUCCUGGCCUCCUUGGCGUUAGGAUCCGCAGUAACAAGAGGCGAUAAGAAACAUCAUGGCAUCAGCAAGGAUGAUUUCAUCAAAGUCGACGGGUUGAGAUUGUAUGAUUCGAAAGGUGCUUUGCACUAUCUCACGGGAAUGAACUAUUGGGCUUGCAUGAACCUGGCUGCCGAUGAUCAGUCUGGAGGAAAUUAUUCACGUCUCGUCACAGAGCUCGACCAAAUGGCAGCGAAAGGCAUCAAUCACCUCCGAAUCAUGGCCGGUUCAGAGGGUGCACCAACACCCCAACCAUUCCGGAUGAACCCGCCUCUGAUGAAUGCCCCGGGGCAGUACAAUGACGAAAUUUUCAAGGGUCUGGACAUCUGUCUUGCAGAAAUGUCGAAGCGUGGAAUGCGUGCAACAAUGACGUUGAGUAACGAGUGGCAAUGGUCUGGAGGCUUCGGUCAAUACAUUUCAUGGGCGAACAACAACACGCAAAUCCCAUACCCAGAGUCGUGGAACCUUACAGCGUCGCCUCAAAGGAGCACACCCGGAACAGGCUGGGGAAACUACACAAAACAGGGUGUGGAUGCAGCGCCAUAUAGCGAGUUCACUGGCUUCGCGAACUUAAUUUACAACAACAGUCUAGCCGAAGGGUGGUACAAAGAUCACAUCAAAACAGUCAUGACCCGUCGGAAUACCGUGACUGGCCGCUUGUACGUUGAAGACCCAACCAUCAUGACAUGGCAGCCUGCAAACGAGCCUCAAGCCGCAAAUGCACUUGGCUACGUCGGCAUCGGCCUGCUCCCCAAUCCAGAUGAUUUACUUUUCCCUUGGGUGGACCGUACUACAGCUUAUAUCCGCUCGUUGGCUCCCAAGCAGCUCAUCAGUCUCGGCUUCGAGGGUAAGCAGGGGGAGUUCUACUUCAAACAUGCACAAAACUUCUCGACCAUCGACUACGCCACUACGCACUGUUGGGUCCAGAACUGGGGCAUCUACGACAUGUACAACUCCAGCGAGGCAAAUUUGAAGGCUGCGCAAGACUUUGCGGUAACUUUCAUGCACAACUCCAGUAAGUGGGCUGCCGACAUCGGAAAGCCGGUCUUCCUCGAGGAAUUUGGCAUGGCUCGAGACAACUGGGAGAAUAAGGAUAAAGAUUACCCGUACCUCAGCAGUGCGUCGACUACACACAAGGAUCAGUAUUUCCGGACGAUUAUCGGCACAGUCAUGGACGAGUUCCGCAAUGGUGGUGCGUAUAUUGGCACCUCGCCGUGGGCUUAUGGAGGCGUAUAUCGCCCGGAGAUGCAACACGUCAAUGAGUUCGGUAUGAUAUGGGCAGGAGACCCACCCCACGAAUCGCCUGGCUGGUACGACCUGUACGACACAGAUCAAGCAAUGGAGAUCAUUGCAGUGCAACAGAAAACUAUUGCAAGCUGGAUAAGGGAGCAAGGGAAAAAUGGAACCGACUGCUGA